CUGGUGAUCAUGCUCCUCGCUCUGAUUGUUAUACCAUCAAAUCAAAUGGACAACCAGGAUGUUAUUUCCUAACUAUGGUGUGGUAGUGAGACUGUGAAUAUGGGCAAAUGACAAUUAUAUGGUCACACCCAAUAGUCAUCUGGGUCGAUACACGGCUGGUUGACAACAUGAUUGUAUGAAUCAUAUGAUAGUCAGAUUUGAUAGCAAAGCUUGAUUAUAAAGGCAACGCACCCUCCCUACCUAUGCAUUUAUUGUCUGCAGUGAACUUCAGAAGCUAUAUUAAGAGCUUAGGAAGCAUACUUCCACCCAAUUUUUCAGAGCCCCUUUCCUAACUAUGCAGUUUUUGUCUGCAGUAAACUUGAUAAAGCAAUAUUAGUAGCUUAAGAAGUAUGAGCCAUGCAGUGAAGUGCUGCAGAUAUGACCACAAUAAUGUGUGUGAUGGUUCUAAUGAGAUCAAAGUUGCUUGUCUUGCAAGUUUAAAAUUGGAAAGCUGGAUUAUUGACAUCACCAUAUGUGCUACUUACCUACUAGAGACUCCAAAGACCAGUUGGUUGAUCCUCCAAAAUGACUACUGUUUCACUCUCAAAUAAGCUAUGGGUAUCAGAUUCAAGCACGUAGUCCGUGUUAGCUCUUUUGGAAAGGAGGUCAAAGCAUUAACUGAGUGUCUCAUUACAUGCAUAUAGAACUAGAACAACCAAAACAACUAGUUUCAGCGUGAAGAUGGGUGUGCUCCAACGGUUGCUGGGUUCUCUGCUUCUAUGCAGUGUGUUUCUUUGCCUAGUUGAAGGAGAUGUUCACUACUAUGACUUUGUGCUCAAGGAGGCCAACUUUACAAGGUUAUGUAUGACUAAGAGCAUGCUGGUAGUCAAUGACAGUUUUCCAGGUCCAGUCAUUCGUGUGCACAAAGGUGAUACUGUUUAUGUCAAUGUCCAAAAUCAAGGAGACUAUGGCCUUACUAUUCACUGGCAUGGUGUGCAUCAACCAAGGAACCCCUGGUCAGAUGGUCCUGAGUAUGUCACGCAGUGUCCAAUUGAACCCGGAACAAAUUUCACUUACGAGGUUAUAUUUUCUGAUGAGGAAGGAACACUUUGGUGGCAUGCUCAUAGUGAUUGGACCAGAGCUGGUGUCCAUGGUGCCAUUGUUGUUAUGCCCUCAGAUGAGACAGGUUUUCCAUUUCCAGAACCAGAUGGAGAAGAAAUACUUGUAUUUGGUUCUUGGUAUUAUAUUGAAGAUCUGAAUGCAGUGGUUGCUGAGGACGUCGCAGAUGGUUCUGACACUCCGCGCUCUGAUUGCUACACCAUCAAUGGACAACCAGGAGAUUUUGGCCUAUGUUCAAAGGACAGUACGUAUCGCUGGCAAGUGGAAUAUGGCAAGACGUAUCUUCUUCGCCUGGUUAGUGCAGUUAUGAACGCAGAACUCUACUUUGCUAUUGCUGAUCACAGCCUCACUGUUGUUGGUUUGGAUGGAGCUUAUGUUAAACCGAUUGUGACUGAUAAUAUCAUGAUUUCCCCUGGACAAACCAUGGAUAUUUUGGUCACAGCUAACCAGUCUCUUGGUGAAUACUACAUGGCUGCUAGACAAUUUGAUAGUGUUAGGCCAGAUGAUCAAACCUUUGACAAGUCAAAUGUUACAGCAAUUCUGGAGUAUAAAGGCAAUUACACACCCCCAGCAUACCCAAUUUUUCCGAGUACCCUCCCUUCCUAUGAGGACUUACUACCUGCAAUAGAAUUUACAAACCAAAUCAAGAGCUUAGCAAGCGAAGACCACCCAAUAAAUGUGCCGAUGAAUAUAACUACCAAAAUGUACAUAGCAGUUGAGAUGAAUAGUGGUUCCGUGACUGAGACUUCUGAUGAUAUCACAGUUUCUCUUCUUGCAAGUUUAAACAAUAUAAGCUGGGUUAAUCCAACUACAGAUGUGCUACUUGCCUACUACAGGAACAUAAGUGGGUUUUAUGCCUCAGACUUUCCAGAUUUUCCCCCAUAUUUCUAUGACUUCGUGAGUGACGACUUGCCUGAUAAUACCGAGUUAACUCUCAAGGCAACCAAGGUCAAGGUGCUAGAGUACAAUGAAGAGGUGGAAAUAGUGUUUCAGGGUACUAAUACGAUUAAUGCAUCAGAGAAUCAUCCAAUGCACUUGCAUGGCUAUAGCUUUUAUUUGGUUGGAUCAGGUUUUGGAAAUUUUGACAAUGUGAGAGACCCCCAAAGCUACAAUUUGGUUGAUCCACCGAAGAUGACAACCAUUUCGGUCCCAAUGAAAGGAUGGGCUGCUAUCAGGUUUAAAGCAAGUAAUCCUGGGGUUUGGUUAUGGCACUGUCAUUUGGAUCGACACUUCAGUUGGGGCAUGAGCUUUGUGUUGAUAGUGAAAGAUGGAGGCGAGCCGAAGACGAGCAUGCGAGAACCUCCUCCAUACAUGCCGCCCUGCACUGAUUCACCUACCAUCAGGCUGCGACCUUCCCACAAAUUCAGCAGGACGGGUAAAUGAGUUUGAAAUCAUACACACCAGGCCUAUAAUGUAGUCCACAUGAGUUUGAAUUCAUUAUUGUUCGUCCUGAACCAUUUUGUUAGUUGGCGGAACACUAGCUCAUAGUUUUGUAAUUAUAAGUGGACUGUGUCACAAGUACUCGUCAAGUUGUGAAACAAGUUUAUGUGGAUCUCCACUCUUGAUUUUUAUCUAAUCCCCAUUACAUUGUUAGUGAUUUCUAUGACCCGUAAAACCUAGCAGCCAAAUCAUUUGAAGAACUUCCAUCACAUUUCAGCUUGUUUUAAUAAACUAAGCUUUUUCACUGAAUCAAAA
Fragaria vesca subsp. vesca is the source of this 2793-nucleotide messenger RNA. Its product is annotated as putative laccase-9-like. The coding region runs from base 721 to 2481 and encodes 586 amino acids. Gene Ontology annotation, cellular component: apoplast. NCBI's taxonomy places the organism in Eukaryota, Viridiplantae, Streptophyta, Magnoliopsida, Rosales, Rosaceae. Gene Ontology annotation, biological process: lignin catabolic process. Gene Ontology annotation, molecular function: copper ion binding; hydroquinone:oxygen oxidoreductase activity. The record is from RefSeq and is a predicted model, not a curated record. The transcript is spliced from 11 exons.